CAACUCGGGCCGCACGGUCUCCGCUCGGUUCUCCAGUCCAGUGGGCAAUGGUGCCAAUGGACCCCUCGAUCUCCUCGUCCUCCUCGCCUCUCCGGCUCCCCGGAACCCCCACCAGCCCGGGCGCGAGCCCGAGGCCCACCCUCGUCGCGGCCGGCCGCCAGCCCGCCGCCGCGCCCAGCACCACCCGCCUCCGCGCCAUCUCGCCGUCCCAGUCCCCGCCCACCCCGGCGUCCCCCGUGGAGCCGUUCGGCUUCGACGCGCUCAAGGGGACCUUCUCCGUGGACGUGGCGGCGGCCGACGCGCGCUCGCUCGACGUCCCGCUCGCCGCGCCCUUCACCAUCGCGUCCUCCCGCCUCGUCGCGGUCUCCAACGUCGCCGUGCGCGUCGAGCUCCGCACCGGCGCUGUCGGGUGGGGGGAGGCGCCCGUGUUGCCCUCCGUCACGGCCGAGGACCAGCCGGCAGCGCUCGACGCCGCGGGACGGGCGUGCGCAGCGCUCGUCGGCGCCCCAGCGGCGCCCCUCGGCGCGGUGCUCCAGGACCUCGCCAGUGUGCUUCCGGGACACGCCUUCGCCUCGGCCAGAGCAGGGGUGGAGAUGGCGCUGAUUGAUGCUGUUGCUAAUAGCAUUGGCAUACCUCUAUGGAGAUUAUUUGGAGGAGCAUCAGAUAGUUUGACAACUGACAUCACAAUUCCAAUUGUGACCCCAAAUGAAGCUGCUCAAUUGGCUGCAAAAUAUCAUGGACAAGGGUUUCAAACUCUGAAGCUCAAGGUUGGGAAGAACUUGAAUUCAGAUAUAGAAGUUCUGAAAGCUAUACGACUUGUCCAUCCAGAUUGCUCAUUUAUUUUGGAUGCAAAUGAGGGAUACACAGCAAAACAAGCAAUUGAAGUUCUUGAUAGACUAAAUGAAAUGGGAGUGACCCCUGUGCUCUUUGAACAACCAGUUCACAGAGAUGAUUGGGACGGUCUCCGAGAUGUUACCUCUGUGGCCAUGGAGAAAUACAAAGUCGCUGUUGCUGCUGAUGAAAGCUGUCGAAGUUUACUUGAUGCUCAAAAAAUAAUAGAUGGAAAUCUUGCCCAUGUUAUUAAUAUCAAGCUGGCAAAGUUGGGGGUUCUUGGGGCCCUUGAAAUAAUUGAUGCUGCAAGAAAAGCCAAUAUUGCUCUGAUGAUCGGUGGCAUGGUUGAGACUAGGAUCGCUAUGGGCUUCGCUGGUCACUUAGCUGCUGGCCUUGGUUGCUUUAGUUUCAUUGACCUGGACACACCUCUUUUACUGUCUGAAGAUCCUGUAUAUGGUGGCUAUGAAGCAGCUUUCGGACCUCUGUACAAGUUUACAAAUGCUCGUGGCCAUGGCGGUUUCCUUCACUUGGACAAUGAAGCCUCGAAAUGAAGAUGAAAUACAAGUGAUAGAAGUGAGCUUCAUCGAAGCAUUGCUGUGCAUUCCGUAAUGCACUGUUCCACUGGACAAUCAUCACAUAACCGGAAUCACACAAGCGAUCGCAAGCAUAUAGCCAUAUAGGACCAUUUAGUCAGCCUGUAGAUAGACAUUCAGAAGGCUGUUGCAAGUCCAGUCAGGCCUGGAGCACUGGACUAUUUGGUCAGCCUGUAGAUAUAGAUAUUCAGAAGGCUGUUCCCGCUGGCUCUGUUGUUUUAUCCAGACAUUCUAUGCAAUAAAUACAUCUGGUUGUAAAUGUCAACACAUGCAGCCCUGAGCCGUCGUAAGCCUUUGUUGUUCUAUAGCUGUUCAGUAUAAUUAAGGCUUUCCUUAAUUACGCUGAAGCGAACGUAUGUAGGAGCAAAUUUAACAAUAGAGCCAACUAUUGGCUGCAAGAUUCUUAUAAUA
This is a messenger RNA of Zea mays, 1835 nucleotides long. RefSeq names its product cytochrome P450 family 77 protein. Gene Ontology annotation, molecular function: racemase and epimerase activity, acting on amino acids and derivatives. The record is from RefSeq and is a predicted model, not a curated record. The transcript has 7 exons. Bases 48 to 1382 code for a protein of 444 amino acids. NCBI's taxonomy places the organism in Eukaryota, Viridiplantae, Streptophyta, Magnoliopsida, Poales, Poaceae.